AUGAGCGUCCAAACCGACUCGACGCCGGCUGUCGUCACGUACCUCCGCUCCCUCAAGGCUGUGCGCGAGCGCUCCAAGCAGGUCUUUGACCUCGUCGUUUCUGGUAACGCCGACUACUGGGACUGGCACGAGGACAAGUUCGCUACCGUGAUUGACGCUUGCUCGGCUAUCCUCGAGCAGCGCGACUUUGGAACCAACUAUGACAAGAUUCCUCCUCACUGCCGUGCCAACCACUUCCGCACCACCACCCCGACACCGAUCGAUCGUAUCGCGGCGCUCGAGGCCCACCCUUCCUUCCCGAAGGACCCUGUCAAGCAGGCCGCGGUCCUGAUUGACCUGUAUGUGGUGUCGGUCCUCCUCGAUGCCGGUGCCGGCAACACCUGGAGCUACACCGAGACCGAGGGCGGAAAGGAGGUGUGGCGUGGUGGUCGCUCCGAGGGUAUUGCCAUUGCCAGCUACCACAUGUUUGUCGACGGCGUCUUCUCGGCCACCAAGGGCGACCCCCUGCGCGUUGAUGCCGCCGCCCUCAAGGCUCUCACGCCCGAGAUUCUGGCCAAGCACUUCCAGGUCACAGAGACCAACCCCAUGUCUGGCCUCGAGGGGCGUACCUCGCUCCUUUCCCAGCUGGGAGGUGCUCUCGAGGCUCGUCCCGACAUUGUCAAGUCUGGCCGCCCUGGUGACAUUCUCUUCUACUUCGAGCCCAAGCUCCAGACGGGUACUGGCGGCAAGCCCGUCCUCUCGCUCGAGGCGUUUUGGGCCACGCUCUUUGACCUGCUCUCCCCCAUCUGGCCCUCGCGCACCACUCUCCCCACUCACCCCGACUAUGUUCUCGGCGACGUCUGGGUCGCUCCCUCGCUUGCCCGCUCGCUGGACAAGCGCGGCGCAGCCCGCACCGAGGGCGACGACCUCGUCCCCUUCCACAAGCUCACCCAGUGGCUGUGCUACUCGCUCAUCGAGCCCAUCGAGGGUGUGGCCAAGUGGUCCGUCGACCGUGGCGCCGGCCAGACUGGUCUCCCAGAGUACCGCAACGGGGGCCUUCUCGUCGACCACGGCCUCAUCACCAUCCGCUCAGACGCGCUCCCCGUCGGCGCCUACCCCAAUGGCCGCGAGGGUCUGCCCGUGCUUCCUCCCAGCCACCCCGCUGUCGUCGAGUGGCGUGCGGUCACGGUCGUCGCUCUUGACAAGAUCCACGAGGGUAUCUGCGCCAAGCUCGGUAUUACCUCGAGCCAGCUCUCGCUCGCCCAGGUUCUCGAGGCGAGCACCUGGAAGGGUGGCCGCGAGAUUGCUGCCCAGAAGCGCUCCAACGGCGGUCCCCCAAUCGAGAUCAUCAGCGACGGCACUGUCUUUUAG
This is a messenger RNA of Apiotrichum porosum, 1350 nucleotides long. RefSeq lists its product as uncharacterized. The record is from RefSeq and is a predicted model, not a curated record. The transcript has 8 exons. NCBI's taxonomy places the organism in Eukaryota, Fungi, Basidiomycota, Tremellomycetes, Trichosporonales, Trichosporonaceae. Bases 1 to 1350 code for a protein of 449 amino acids.